This is a messenger RNA of Chenopodium quinoa (quinoa), 1164 nucleotides long. Its product is annotated as acid phosphatase 1-like. Gene Ontology annotation, molecular function: acid phosphatase activity. Bases 188 to 994 code for a protein of 268 amino acids. The record is from RefSeq and is a predicted model, not a curated record. The transcript is spliced from 3 exons. Lineage: Eukaryota; Viridiplantae; Streptophyta; Magnoliopsida; Caryophyllales; Amaranthaceae.
AAAAUCAAAGCAUAAAAGAUCAAUCAAAUUGGUCAAUAUUAGCAACCUAUCUAAAUUCGAAGGAUAUAGAUAUAUGACCAUCCACUUCCCAAGAGAAAAAAGAUCUAACCUUAUUAUUACAACCUUAUUUUUUUUUUUUUUUCUAACAAGUAACAACUAUCAUACUCUGUAUUUGCUUUAGGCAAUAAUGAUGCAUCCUCCAACUAACCUCAUCAUACUUGAACUCCUCCUUUUCACUUAUCUCUUUGUCACACCAUCACAAACUCUCUCGCAGCCAAUUCACGUUCCCCUCCCUACAGCUACAAAGCUCUACAAUCACAAUCGCAACCACGAUCACGAGUCGUCCCUCUUCUGUGAAACUUGGCGAUUUUCUGUGGAGACCAACAAUGCCGGAAAUUGGUCAAGUGUACCCGUCCGUUGUUAUAAAUAUGUGAUGGACUACAUGACCGGAGAUCGCUACGCGUUGGAUUUCGGCCUUGCAGCGAAAAAUGCAUUAGAGUAUGCUAGAUCAGUGGAUAUUGCAGGGGAUAAGAUGGAUGCUUGGAUUUUUGACGUUGAUGAGACCCUUCUCUCCACUUUCCCUUACUAUAAACUUCAUGGAUUUGGGAAGAAAAACAGGACAGAGUUCAUAAAAUGGGGAUUAGGGAAAGGGACUAAACUACCUGUCUUAAAGGCAAGUUUGAGGCUAUACAAGGAGUUGCGUAAGCUCGGGUUUAAGAUCUUCCUCUUGACAGGCAGACCAGAAUGGAUAAGGAAUUCUAGUGUAGCAAAUCUAAUGGAUGUUGGAUACAGUGAUUGGGAAAGAUUGAUUUUGAGGCAGCCUUCUGAUGAAAACAAAACGGCAAUUGAUUACAAAUCCGAAAACAGAAAGAAACUAGAAGAUGAAGGUUAUAGAAUCCAUGGCAAUUCUGGAGAUCAAUGGAGUGAUUUGCUUGGAUAUGCAAUUUCACAACGAUCAUUUAAAUACCCUAAUCCAAUGUACUAUGUUGCAUGAUUAUGUAAUUAUAUUCGUGCUCCAUUAGUAUGUUUUAUGUAGCCAUGUAGUCGUGUUAUGGCACAUAUACACUAGUUUUACUACCUACCAUACAUCGUCACCUAUAUUAAUAAAUGUUGUCUUACACAUUUUUAGUUGUUAUGUUAUGAUCAAACUUAUGGUUUAUCCAA